AUGUUAAGAUACUCAACAACCCACCAUUUAUUUUUAGUUUAAUUGAAAUAGCACAAAUUAAUUUUGGACACAAACUAAUAAUUGAGAAAAUUAAAAUUUAAAAUUUAAAAUGUUCAAUGUACUAAAUGUUAAUUAGGUUUGGUUCGAAAUGUUGAAAUCUAAUAAUAAGAUGAAUAAAGCAUUAAACUUUAUUAAAUUAUAAUUAACAAUAGUCUUAGUGGAAGAACUUGUUGUCUUUUAAUUGCUCAAAUAAAAAUGAUUUAAUUAUUUUUAAUCCUGAAUUAAAUUAUAGAAUGUUACAAUUAUCAUAAUUACGAAAAUCUUUUAAAUAGCAUGAAAUAUUAAAUUAUUAUAAAAAAAGUUAAUUUUUCAAUAACUCUGCAAAUCAAAUAAUAUAUAUUAUAUAUAUAAAUCAACCAUAAUUAACAUAAAUAGUAUAAUAAAAGAUUGCAUUUUUAAAAAUAAUUUUGCAGAUAUUGGAGAUUAAAUUUACUAUUUAUCAGAGAAAGAAUAAUUAUAUAUUUUUUAUUCAAAAAUUAUUGA
Molecule: messenger RNA, 543 nt
Organism: Paramecium pentaurelia
Lineage: Eukaryota; Ciliophora; Oligohymenophorea; Peniculida; Parameciidae
Source: the annotation of a GenBank genome assembly